UUGUGGUUCCUGGAACAUUUUAGAAGCUAGUGACUUUACUGCUUCUUGUUCAUAAUAUACAUUCACCAAUAGAAGAUUCAAGAACAUUGUUCAAAUAAGUAAUUUUUCUCUUUUUUUUCUUUUAAGUUUCUUCAUGCACGACUUUUGGAUUGUUUAGCCUCCAGCUCAGCUCUGUGAACCAACACAACACCAUCCUUCUUGAUUAAGUACACGCUGUGCCUUGCCGACAUCGACACCAGAACAUUUCUCAUGAAAGGUCCGGAGCGCUCUUACGUCUUCUCUUCCGUAUAUAAAAAAAAAACCUCUACAAAGCUACAAGCAACCGGACAUUACUUAGGUGGAAAAGGCACUGAGAUGAACCGAAGGGCACAUUUCCGAGCACUAUUGUGGCAAUGACAGAAGAUGCUAAGUGAAAGACUCUGGGCCUAGACAAACUUUCAUUUGAUUUCUGACUGGGAUACUUACUAGCUUUAAUACCUGGAGAAAAUAACAUUAUUAACAGACCUUAAGUUUUCUUCUCUGCUCAAUGGGAAUCAUAUUAUCUUGUGAUUCUUGUUGAGAAAGUAAAAGUAAAUGCCUGUUAUGUAAGCCCAUAAAACACAACUUGAUGCCUGCUGAUGUCUUCCUACUCUGGAUCCCUAAACUUCUUUGCGGAAUUAAGAAAUAAGCGCUUCUCAGACCACUCCAUGGAAUUUGAUUUCUGGGAUCUUAGGAGUAACAUGCCUUUUGUUGAUGGCUACUAUGGGAAUUUUGUUGAAAAAUUUAUAUUCUAAACAAAGUAUUCAGCGAACAUUUUCUCCAGAUGCAAUCACAGAACUCCAGAAAGGCUCUAGCUGUUGUUCGUGCCCAGAAAAGUGGAUUGGGGACCAAUGCAACUGCUAUUUCUUUUCUGGCGAAUUAAAAACCUGGAAAGAAAGUCGUGAUUUCUGUGCUUCUCAGAAUUCCAGUCUAUUGCAGAUUCAAAAUGGAGAGAAAUUGCAUUUUGCGAUCUCCAGUACAUAUUAUUACUGGAUUGGACUCUCUUACCAUAAAGAACGUAGUGCCUGGUUGUGGGAAGAUGGCUCCACUGUCUCCCAAGAUCUAUUGCCAUUAGUUCAAGGAUUAAGGAAGGAGAAAUGUGUAAUGUAUAGCUCAGCCCGAAGUGUUUUGGAUGAACCCUGUGAAGAGAAGUAUCGUUUCAUAUGUGAACGAAAGCUUAUUUAGCUGUUUCUUGGAGUGAAGGGGUGGGCAGUAGAAGAUUCAGUAGUACUAAGAACAUGACUUUACCUCUUGUAUUAUUGCUAAUUAUCUACUUCUGGAAUCUGUAAAAUGUUUCAAAUUAGGUCUUAUGGUACAAUUUUCAUAUAUUUGAAAUCAUGUGUCUUAAAAUUGGUGAAAUUUUUGUACCUAUAUCUGCAAUAACAAUGCAUCAAGGUAAAGAAUUUCAGGACUAGUGUGAUUUAAUGCGUAUGUUCAAUAUUAAAUUUAAUAUGUUUUUAUGCACAUAUUCUUGUAAAUUUUCUUUGCAGAAAUUCAAAUAAAAUAAUUUGCAUCAAAGAAUCUA
Molecule: messenger RNA, 1543 nt
Organism: Ailuropoda melanoleuca (giant panda)
Lineage: Eukaryota; Metazoa; Chordata; Mammalia; Carnivora; Ursidae
Gene: KLRD1
Product: killer cell lectin like receptor D1
Exons: 7
Coding region: 733-1203 (156 amino acids)
Biological process (GO): stimulatory C-type lectin receptor signaling pathway; positive regulation of natural killer cell mediated cytotoxicity
Source: RefSeq, a predicted model, not a curated record